This is a messenger RNA of Parasteatoda tepidariorum (common house spider), 1567 nucleotides long. Lineage: Eukaryota; Metazoa; Arthropoda; Arachnida; Araneae; Theridiidae. The record is from RefSeq and is a predicted model, not a curated record.
AUAAUACGAGCAAUUCACAUGUAUCACAGAACCCAAUGCCAGUGGAACAAUAUUUUAGAUCAAGUAUUUUAUUGGGAAGAUAUUCUAUGUAAUCAAAGCAGCAGAGAUCGAUGCUUUAAAAGUUCUUUUAAGCCAUAUGGUCCAAGUAUCUUCAAACCAAUUUUUACUCCGAAAGUAGAGUGGUAUUGGCAUUGCAUGUUUCGUGACUGGGUUUUUCGUGCAGUUUGUGUGGUUCUUAUAAUAUUCAGUGCUGCUGUUGUCUGGUCAGAGUUGACAUUUUUCACACAAAGCCCAACUUUGUCCUUGUUUGCAUUAUUCAUGUCAUUUGCUAAAUACAAUUACCUUGCCAUUGAAGUUAUAUCAACUGCUACAAUAGCUUACUUGUGCAUCUGUGCUUACUACACAGUGUUUCGAAUAAGAAUAAUGAAUUAUUAUUAUUUGGCUCCUCAUCACCAAACUAAUGAAUACAGUCUUAUAUUUUGUGGAAUGUUAUUAUGUCGCCUUACUCCUCCACUUUGUUUGAAUUUUUUGGGAUUAAUUCAUCUUGACAGUCAUGUUACCAAAAAGUCUCUUAUUGAAGAAACAUCUUACACUAAAAUAAUGGGACAUAUGGAUGUAAUACCUAUAAUAUCAGAUGGCUUCAAUAUUUAUUUUCCAAUUUUGAUUUUCUUUGUUUGUUUAGCAACCUAUUUUAAUAUUUGUACUCGAGUUCUUCACUUUAUUGGCUUUGAACAAUUUAUUGGAGAUGACGAAAUGACUUCAGAUCUUAUUGAAGAAGGGAAAGAGCUAAUUAAAAGAGAAAAAAAUAGGCGACAGAGACUUGAAAGUGUAGAAAUUCGCAGGCGGCAAUCGAAUAGACCUAGCUCUAGCUUAUCAAGAAGCAGUAGACGUUCUACAAAACCAUCUGAUAUCAGUUUACUCAACUCUUCACCUGAUGAAAAUUCACGAAUAGAGCUUCUUAAAGAUAUAGAACCCAUAGAUUAUACUGAAGAACGCUCUACAAAUACAUUUGGUCGCUCUCCAUACCAAGAAGAAGCUGAUGAUAAUUACUUACAUUGGUCUCGAAUAGGAAGUCCUCCUGCUGGUAUAUUUGAUGAUGUUUGAACGUGUCGUAAACUGUAAAUAGCUGUAUUUAUUUUUGUAAAUAAUUAUUUCUUCACUUCUAGUGACUUCUAAAUAUAAAAUGUCUUUAAAUGAUAUUUAAUAUCCUCAAUAAUUUUCAAAUGAUAUUUAAUGUCCUCAAUAAUGUUCUCUUUUAGAUUUAUUAUGGUAAAGACUAUUUAUAUUCUGUUGUAAAUGGAUGGAAUUUGUAAUAAUAAGAAACACAUGAGGAAUAUAGGGUUCAAUGAGGAUUUCAAAAGCAAAUAGCAGUAUAUAUUUUUGAAAACCAAAUCAGUUAUGUCAAUAUUAUAUCCUAAAUUGUACACUUUAUCUGAAUGCCUUGAUCUUUUAUGCAUUUAUUUUGAGGAAUUUUUGUUAAAUCUAGUUUUUUUACUCAAAUUUUAAGUUAAUUAUUGCUAUUUUUCUCAUGUAAAUACUAUUCAAGGCUUAUGCUUAAUUUUAAGAA